Molecule: messenger RNA, 2178 nt
Organism: Paracoccidioides brasiliensis Pb18
Exons: 1
Coding region: 1-2178 (725 amino acids)
Biological process (GO): establishment of cell polarity; signal transduction involved in filamentous growth; hyperosmotic response
Cellular component (GO): extracellular region; plasma membrane; cell surface
Molecular function (GO): osmosensor activity
Source: RefSeq, a predicted model, not a curated record
AUGCGGGCCAACAGAUAUUCUAUCUUGGCUGCUUUGCUGGCCCUGGGUGCCUUGGACGCUCCUCUAAGUCACGCUCGAGGAGCGGGAGAUUCUCCAGCGCGACCACGAUAUUACUUCCCGCGGGAAAUAAAGCGCGGCUCUGCCGUUCCAGCACCCGUGGAUAAACGUGCUCCACAAUUGAAUGACCAGGACACCACCGUUGUGGUCAUACCCGUCACUGUCUACGUAGGUCCUGAUGGCAAACCUUUUACGAUAGGAGGCCAGGCUGCUGGAGGAACAGGUGUCACCCCUUCGAGUAUUACUUCUUCGAGCACGCCCCUUUCAAGCGACACCGCUUCGAACGACCCCCCUUUAAAUACCAGGCCGUCAAAUUCCUACGAUGGACCAGCUCACCGAAUCACUACCGCCAGCGAACCCAACAGUUCGUCUGCCACAAAGCCAAUGGGCAAUCUCAGUCUUGGUCUACCGAAUCUAUUUAGCACGCCCUCUGCCUCAGAAUCGGAAUCAGAGACCGAGACCGUUUCGUCCAACAGUUCUUCAUCUACUUUACGAGGAACAGGUUCCACUGCUCCGACCGUGACCCCAUCCUCCUCGUCGAGCUAUGAAGAUGUAUCAUCAUCCAGUACUUUCCCCACACUCAAGCUUCCAACCCUGCAGCUUCCGACUGAUGGUACUUCAACCUCAGGUGCUCCUGGUGGCACUGGAACUUUUACUCGUGAAGAACCAACUACGACAUCACAGGGACCAAUUAUUACUCUUCCCACCAUUAUUCCAGACCCAAGCCCGUCGAAUUCUGAACCAUCUUCUUCAUCCACCCAUUCACCCUCCAGAACUACAAGAUCGGACGUGACAGAUACAACACUACUUCCAACGUCCGAGUUGCCCACCGUAGUGCCUCCUUCGUCAACUACCAGUGAAUCGCCCACGGAAUCGCCCACGGAAUCACCCAGUAGCUCCCCAAGUAUCCCUCCUACCGGCAGAGUUACCCUCACUCCGAUCCCCCCUGUGACCAACAACAGCACUACCUCAACCACGAGUUCCAUUCCAUCUGGUAUCUUUCCUAGUUCAACGGUCGUCCCCACCGGAACGAUCCCCACCGGAACGUACCCAAGCCCUUCUAGAACUGGAAUUUCUUUGACACCGUCUCCAUCCAAUACAAAUGUGGUCACCCCGACCCCAAGUGCACCAGCACCAACCCAGACGGAGACCAAGCCACUCUCAACAGAUUCGUUAACUUCCAUGUACAUCCCGACAAGUAUUGUCUACCAGCCAACUCCUGUCCCACCAAACACAUCGCAAGCCAACAAACCCACAGCCAUUCCCCGUAUUAUAUCUCCAGAUGGUGGCAUUCCUCAAGCACCAGCUGACUCGAGGCUGGUACAAAUCGGAUUCAACGGCUCGCUCCCCUAUGAGUUCGCUGUCAAAAACAGGGAUUCAAUCAUUCAAAUUUUCAGCUACACUCCAAUCGGCAUCUCGUAUGGUCUGCAAAUUUCCCGCAGUCUCACCGUCAUGCGAUCCAUCGAGCCAUACGACACAGUCCAAAAGAACACCUACACUACCACUUUGGCUCUUAUCUACAUCCCAGAGAACCUCGUGACAGAACUUUCUGUCUCAUUGCACAACCCUUUUUCGCUCAUCUACAAGCACCCAAACCCUUCCGUUGCCCAGCUCAUGUCCCUGAUUGACCCGUCCAUCCCCCUGAUUCCCGGCGGCGGCCCUCUCGGCCAGGAAACAGGAGGGCUCGGUGGUGGCCUCACCGGUCGCCCGGGUGGUGGCAAUGAUGACGGAAACGAUGGCGGCUCAGGUGGGAAUGAAAGUCCCGGCGGCUCAGGCAGCUCAUCCAAUGUGCGCGCAACCUCGGUUGGCAUUGGUCUCGGUGUCGUCGGCGGUGCAGCCCUCUAUGGUGCAGCAAUGUUCUUCGUCGCACGCCGCUACCGCAAGAAGCGCAAGAUGCACCGUCGCACCAGCUCUCUGACGAGCGGGAUUGGAGAUAAUAGUACGCCUGAACCCUGGCCGAUCACAUCAGACACGCUGAUGACCGGUGGUCGCGGGGACGGAAAUGUCAGCUCCAUUCAGCAUGAUGCGCGGAACAGCCAUAAUAGUGGUGGAUCAGGGAGUGGGAAGACGCAGAUGAUCAGUGCCCCUGUAAUGGCCGAGAAUUCGCUGGGAUGGAACUAA